Molecule: messenger RNA, 2111 nt
Organism: Brachypodium distachyon (stiff brome)
Lineage: Eukaryota; Viridiplantae; Streptophyta; Magnoliopsida; Poales; Poaceae
Product: asparagine--tRNA ligase, cytoplasmic 1
Exons: 6
Coding region: 121-1818 (565 amino acids)
Biological process (GO): asparaginyl-tRNA aminoacylation
Cellular component (GO): mitochondrion
Molecular function (GO): asparagine-tRNA ligase activity; nucleic acid binding; ATP binding
Source: RefSeq, a predicted model, not a curated record
ACGGCUGAUGGAGUCCCCGCCAUCGCAGCCAGCAGCAGCCACUCCGUAGGCAGACGCGCACCACCCACAAAACCCUAAUCCCCCUCUCGGCGCCGCCGCCACUCACUCCCUCAGCCCGCCAUGGCCGGCGACACGGCGUCCGCGCCCGCAUCCGCGCCGCCGACGGCCGAACUGGCCGCCGUAUCCAUCGCCGACCUCGAGCCCGCGACCUCCCGCACCCGCAUCCGCGCCAUCCUCGACGCCGGCGACGCGCUCGCGGGCCAGCGCGUGGUCGUCGGCGGCUGGGUCAAGACCGGCCGCCAGCAGGGCAAGGGCGAGUUCGCCUUCCUCGAGGUCAACGACGGGUCAUGCCCCGGGAACCUCCAGGUCAUGGUCGACAAGGACGUGCACCCGCUCCCGCGGCUCACCCCCACGGGCACCUCCGUGCUCGUCGAGGGCGUGCUCAAGAAGCCCCCCGAGGAAGCCAAGCAGCGAAUCGAGCUGAAGGUGGAGAAGGUGAUCGAGGUCGGGGAGGUAGACGCCGCCGCCUACCCGCUGCCCAAGACCAGGAUCACGCUCGAGACCCUCAGGGACUUCGUCCACCUCCGCGCGCGCACCAACACGAUAGGUGCAGUUGCUCGGAUAAGGCACCAGCUUGCCUUUGCAACCCACAGUUUUUUCGAUGAAAAUGGUUUUUUGUAUAUUCACACACCCAUAAUAACCACCAGUGACUGUGAGGGUGCUGGAGAGAUGUUCCAAGUCACGUCGUUAUUCAGCCAGGCUGAAAAGGUGGAGAAGGAGCUUAGGGAGAACCCUGCACCUUCAGAAGCUGAUAUUGAAGCUGCUAAGCUUGUUGUCAAAGAGAAAGGAGAUGCAGUUGCACAACUUAAAGCAGCAAAAGCAAGCAAGCAAGAGAUAACUUCUGCUGUUUCAGAGCUACACAAGGCGAAAGAAAAUGUGUCAAGGCUGGAAGAGAGGUCUAAGUUGAAACCUGGAAUUCCACACAAGGAUGAUGGAACAGUUGCUUUCGAGAAUGACUUCUUCAAGCGUCAAGCUUUUCUGACUGUUUCAGGGCAACUACAGGUUGAGACUUAUGCCUGUGCUCUCAGUAGUGUCUAUACUUUUGGACCCACAUUCCGGGCAGAGAACUCACAUACAUCAAGACAUUUGGCGGAGUUUUGGAUGGUUGAACCAGAAAUUGCAUUUGCAAACUUGCAGGAUGACAUGAACUGUGCAGAAAGCUAUGUUCAAUACCUUUGCAAGUGGUUACUUAAACAUUGCCGAGAAGACAUGGAAUUCAUGGUAAAAAACUAUGACAAGACCGCAAUUGAGCGCCUCGAACUUGUUUCCUCAACACCUUUUGAACGCAUUUCGUAUACAAAAGCUGUUGAGAUCUUGAAAGGUACAGAUAAGAAGUUCGAGAACAAGGUUGAAUGGGGAAUUGAUUUGGCGUCUGAGCAUGAGAGGUAUUUGACUGAGGUGAUAUUUAAGAAGCCAGUUAUUGUUUAUAACUACCCAAAAGGAAUCAAGGCAUUUUAUAUGAGGCUCAAUGAUGACCAGAAGACAGUUGCUGCUAUGGAUGUUCUUGUCCCCAAGGUUGGUGAAUUAAUUGGUGGAAGCCAAAGGGAGGAGCGUCUAGAUGUUCUUAAAGAACGGAUACUUGCGGCUGAUCUGCCUUUGGAGCCAUAUGAAUGGUACUUGGAUCUCCGACGUUUUGGAUCUGUCAAGCACAGUGGAUUUGGCUUGGGUUUCGAAAGGAUGAUCCUUUUUGCCACUGGAAUUGACAACAUCAGGGAUGUCAUCCCGUUCCCUAGAUACCCUGGGAGGGCUGAUCUUUGAAGGGGUUACCAGUCUGCGUUAAAAUAGAAGAUAUGUGAAUUCUGCACUUCAUUAGUGAUUUCAAAAUCAUUGUUUGCUGUUCGGUUUGCUCAGCACCUCCCCCACAGUUUCAUGUCUAGGAUAUAUGUAUACACACUGAUAUUGUUGGUUUUGUCUACUGUCCUUAGUUUUCUUCGUAAUCAUCAAGUGUUGGGUUGUGAUUUUGGGAUUAUAGAUGUUCAAUUAUUGGUCACUGCAAUGCCUACUGACAGCUGGGUUAUUUUAGAUUUAUUAUCAGGUCAUUGUCUUGCUUA